Marchantia polymorpha subsp. ruderalis is the source of this 282-nucleotide messenger RNA. NCBI's taxonomy places the organism in Eukaryota, Viridiplantae, Streptophyta, Marchantiopsida, Marchantiales, Marchantiaceae. The record is from the annotation of a GenBank genome assembly.
AUGCCACAGUUCUGCUACCGACUCCACUAUAUGAAGCGUGCACACUGUGGCGGUUGUGUCCAGUUGGCAACGCCGGGAUUUGCAGUGGAGAUCCUGGCGUUGCCAACUGGACAAAACUCAACUGGUACGCUCACCCUUGCAGUGCCACAUCAGAGUGGCAUUCACAGUCAGUUCUUGGCGCACAGGUUCCUUGAGGGAGCUCCGGGAUCUGUUGCCGACCUGCAGGGGCCGAAGGACAGAGGUUCUCAGAGACCCUGGUGGGGAUGGAACAUCGGCGCUUGA